ACUUUAAACGCGCGAAAGUCAACGAAGGCGAGGCACCGGAGCCAAUAUCCCAGCAGAGCUACACAGCAGGCCGUCUCCGUCUUCCUACAGCCCCCAAAAAGCCUAAGCCGUAAGAUGCAGGUCCACCAGGCUGUCUUUGGAGCCGCCGUGCUCGGCAUGCUGUUGGCCAUCGGAGGCUCCCUGCCCGUUCUGGAUGUCAGCUCUGGCAUCGACAACGCCACCAUCGAGGAGCUCAGAGCCAGCGUGAACGACAGCCCCAAGAAUCUCUAUGUGGUCAAGGCGGUGGUCUACGAGAUUGGCAUCCUGACGGAGGUGGGCGAAAAUGACACCAGUUUCGAGAGCCAGGAGCGCGUGGAUCUGACCUUCUAUGACACGCACAGCAACAAGAGCCACAUUGACCUGGGCAACAUCCCGCUGCCCAUCCAGACGAACGUCACCGGCCAAGUGCUAACCGGUAUUGCACCCGUCAACCUAGGAGCUUUCAGCAGUCCCCAGGAACUGCUGGAGACCCUGCCCCUAACCGGUAGCAUUGUGAACAUCACGCACAGCGACACCGCCUUCUAUCAACUGAGUAGAUCCAACACCAGUGCCGCCGACAAGCCACAGAUCCUCGACCAGGAUGCACUGGCCAAGCUCACCCAUGCGGCCCAGCUGUUCCCGCCAUCGUCGACAAUUGGCCAGUCGGUGCCCAUCAAUCCGGCCGCCGAUAACGAGGUGGCCCAGGCGGAACCCGAGGAUUAGGAAUCUCAUCGUGAUGCAGUGCGUUGCUCUCAACCAUACAACCUAUAAAUACGUAUACACUAGAUCUACUUAGUUUUAUGGCUUCACACACUUAAGUACCUACAGUGCUAGAAAAGACUGGAUGGGUGGACAAGGGAUCGGCACUAUUGCCUUGGUCACAUCACAAGGUUGGAAUUUCACUUUUCUAUUGUAAAGUAAAAAUAAAUUUCGCAUUAGUGCUAGGUAAAUG
This is a messenger RNA of Drosophila subpulchrella, 970 nucleotides long. RefSeq lists its product as uncharacterized. Lineage: Eukaryota; Metazoa; Arthropoda; Insecta; Diptera; Drosophilidae. The record is from RefSeq and is a predicted model, not a curated record. The coding region runs from base 115 to 741 and encodes 208 amino acids. The transcript has 2 exons.